Molecule: messenger RNA, 2114 nt
Organism: Calypte anna (Anna's hummingbird)
Lineage: Eukaryota; Metazoa; Chordata; Aves; Apodiformes; Trochilidae
Gene: C1QTNF4
Product: C1q and TNF related 4
Exons: 2
Coding region: 184-1698 (504 amino acids)
Molecular function (GO): protein binding
Source: RefSeq, a predicted model, not a curated record
GCGUGGUUGGUACAUAAUCCCACGCCGCGGGGUUUCCAGCGCCCUCUCCUCUCAGGAAGGUUAGCGGGGAGCCCAGCCCCGCUUCCCCACACCGCCGCAUCGCAUCGCAUCGCAUCGCAUCGCAUCGCAUCGCAUCGCAUCGCAUCGCAUCGCAUCGCAUCGCAUCGCAUCGCAUCGCAUCGCAUGCAUCGCAUCGCAUCGCAUCGCAUCGCAUCGCAUUCGCAUCGCAUCGCAUCGCAUCGCAUCGCAUCGCAUCGCUCCGCCGCUCCUUCACGGCUCGGCGCCUCCACUCCUCCCCCGCCCAAAACCUCCCGGAGGCCCGACCUGCCGCGCGCAGGUGACAGCAGCUCCGACACCCUUCUCCCCCCCCCUCCACUUCUCCCCUUCCCCUCUCCUUCCCUCCCCCGGGCCCUCCUCCCGUCACUGAUUCGGCGCCGGAGCCCCGGGAGCCCGAGCCCCCUCCCCAACCCCAACCCCCGUCCCCCGCCGCGGCUCCUGAGCUGUCAGUGCGCAGGCAGCGCCUCGGCCCCGCGUCGCCAACAUCCGCCAACCGCCGCCAACCGGGGCCGCCACCGCGGGGCGGCAGCAGAUACAACAAUGACCCUGAAGGUUCAGAUCAUGUUUGUCUUCCUUUGCUGCAUGAUUUUUCUGCCUACAGAUGGCUUCCCAGCAGACACCAGUGCUGAAUUUCGCUCUGCUUUCUCCGUGGCCAGGACCAGCAGCAUGGAAGGGAGCUCCGAGAUGGUCAUCACCUUUGACAAAGUCUACGUGAACAUUGGCAACGACUUUGAUCCCAAGACUGGAUUGUUCCGCUGUCGGAUCCCCGGAGCCUACUACUUCUCCUUCACUGUUGGGAAAUACCCAAAGAAAAACCUGUCUGUCAUGCUGAUGAGGAACAAGAAUGAGGUGCAAGUGAUUGUCUACGACGAGCAUCACCGCAAGGAACGGAAGGUGGCCAGCCAGAGCGCCAUGCUGCAGCUUGACUACGGUGACACCGUGUGGCUGCGUCUGCAUGGGGACCCCAAAUAUGCCCUUUACAGCAACGUGGGUCCCUAUACAACUUUCAAUGGCUACCUAAUCUACCCAGACACUUCUGCCUUCUUCCAGAAUGCUCUCAGCUCUCAGGAGCUGGAGCCACACCGUCACGCCGUUCAGCAGCUUCCCAGAGAGCCGAAUGAAGCUUCAGAGGGACACAUGUUGUCUGAUCAACCAAGGAGGGAACAAGACCCCCGCUCUGCAUUUUCUGUUGCCCGCUCACAAAGUCUCCUGGGGACAGAUGACAAGCAAACCCAGCAUGAGCCAAUCACGUUUGACACGGAGUUUGUGAACAUUGGGAAAGAUUUCAAUUCCUCCACUGGCAUCUUCUCCUGCCGUAUACCUGGUGCAUACUAUUUCUCCUUCACCAUUGGCAAAAUGCCCUUUAAGACAAUGUCAGUGAAACUGAUGAAGAACCACAACGAGGUGCAAGCCAUGAUCUAUGAUGACAACCACUCCAAGAGGAGGGAGAUGCAGAGCCAGAGCAUCAUGCUGCCUCUGCAGUAUGGGGACACUGUCUGGCUCUACAGCCAUCAGCACGAUGGCUACGGUGCCUACAGCAACCACGGCAAGUACAUCACCUUCACGGGCUUCCUGAUCUAUCCAGAGGCUCAGCCAAAAUGGCUUCCAGGUGCCAGCUCACCCCAAGGAUCAAAUAAUUAAAUCAUUGUGAAAGGAGGAUAAGAAGAGCCAAGAUGCCGUGGACUUGGGUAUAGCUUCUCUUCAGAUAUCAUCCUCUACUUUGAGCAUGCUAACCUGUGUCUGGUGCUUUCCUUAUGCUGCACGCUUGUGCCCUGCCUGCAGGGCUACUGCUGUGUCUGUCCUUCAUCCAUAGAAAGGUCUUUCCAGGUAUGUGUGUGUGUGUCCUGUGUUGGUGUUUGAUUUGAGCAUAAAGCAUGAGGUAGUUUUGGGGCUGGAGUGGGGCAGUGUAGUGAGAUGCUGAGGAUCAGGGAAGCACUGCAGUAACGUGACUGCAGAUCCACAGCAUCCAGAAAGCAAAGGAUGUGGUGAUUUUCCUUGCAUAUCUGGGGAGGGAAUAAUUGUAAUGAAAAUGAAUGUAAUAAAAGUACAAAAUAUGU